AAUUGGAAACUUGUAAAACUCAAUAACAAACACAUCAAAUCCUUCUACCGAGUAAUUUAGUACUACAAUGUGGGUUGCAAUACAAAAUACAAACUAUCAGUUGUCGAUUGGUGGGUAGACAUUUGAGAUGUGUGUGGUAAAAAUUAAUUAAUUUCGGUAUGUUUUGUGUUUAUAAGUUAACGACCGCUUUUUUUAACAAAAAAGUUAUUUAUUAAUGUGAUAAAUAUAAUUAUUUUGUGAUAUGCUGCACAAGUGUAGCUUUGGUGGAUUUUGGUCCCGCCGAUUUCAAGAAGGUGGUUCAUCUACACCUUGGAUGUUCGGCGGGGUGCAGCCAACAAUAUUACCUCCUACCUCAUCAAAAGACACAAAUUAUUUCCAACAUAUAAUCAAUAACAAUAUGGAGAACGAUCUACGUGAAAUACUUCGAGAAAAAGCUGAGAAGCAUCGCGAUUAUUAUAAUUCCAAGUUGGUUACCGAUACUACCGACAUCGAUAGUUCGCCAAUUGAAGAAAAGAUGGCAGACGAAGUACCAAGUUUAGACACGAACGAUGCUAACGCGACCGAAGUACUCGAAUCGAGUUGUACGGGGUCGAUCAAUUCUAAAUCGAGACAAAGAAGACGGGGUGUUUACGAGAUUGAAGCAAUGUUUUCGGAACCGGUUGAAUUUAAAAGUGUAAAACUUUUGCGUCAAAAUUAUAUUUCAAUGCUAGAAAAAACAACGAAACAACUUUCGUUAGUUUCAGAUAAUUCAAAUAUCGAUAAAAAAACCGAGAAAAGACAAGAAAUCAUGCCUGAAAAAUUAGAGUUGUUAAACGAAAAAACGGAAUUGCUUGUUCCACCUUCAAGCGGUUAUUGCAGUUCCACUGCUUCGGGAACUAGUGAUGACGAACGUGAAAAAAAUUGGAGGAAAAGUGAAAGAAGAAGUGGCAGCACUGAUUCGGCAGUACAAAGUGAUGAGGAGGCACCUAUUCAAACCAAUUGGGGAGAAAAAAAUGAGGAAAUUUCGUUGCCGAAUGGGUAUAAAGCAAGAAGUCCUUACAGUCCAAGAUGUUCUGUGGACCAUUCGAAUGUUCCUAGCAAAACGUUAAUAGAAGCUCAGUACGUUCCCUUACCGCUUAAUAGGAAAUUCAGCGUAGAUAUUGCCAGCGAACAUACAUCAAAUACUUAUGAUACUUUCGAUGAGAGUCGCCGUCAUAGUUGCUUCAGUGAAGGAGAAAACCAGCCUCCUUAUCGUUAUUGGCGCACUCCAUCGGUCGUAGUCAGUGAUUAUUCGGACGACAUAAUGGGUUUAACCCUCGAGGAUAUUGAAUAUAUUCGUAGCCGUAGAAAUAAUUCAAUAUCUCCUGAUUCGAGUUUACAAAGUUCUUGCAGUAAUCUAAACUAUUGUGGUUCGACAUUAAGUGGUUUGGAUGGUGACUAUGUGAUUUGUGAGCCGUACAGAAAAUCUUCUAAUUGUUCAACUUGUUCAACCGUGAGUGAUGACGAGGAAAAUUCUGGUGGUGAUACUCUUCUACAACCAUAUAAGACAAAAGAGCCUUCGGGGUGGAGAAAGCUCAGAAAUAUCGUUCAAUGGACACCGUUUUUCCAAACCUACAAGAAGCAGAGGUAUCCUUGGGUGCAGCUUGCUGGACAUCAAGGGAACUUCAAGGCUGGACCGGACCAAGGCACAAUUUUGAAAAAAUUGUGUGCUAAAGAAGAAAAAUGUUUCAAAAUCCUUAUGAAGGAUGUAUUACGGCCAUAUGUUCCUGAAUAUAAGGGCUUAGUAACAAGUGACGAUGGAGAAUGUUCUUAUAUACAAUUACAGGAUCUCUUAGGAGACUUUGUAUCACCUUGCGUGAUGGAUUGCAAAAUUGGUGUUAGAACAUAUUUAGAAGAAGAACUUGCCAAAGCUAAAGAGAAACCAAAAUUGAGAAAGGAUAUGUACGAUAAAAUGUGCCAAAUCGAUCAGAAUGCUCCAACAGAAGAAGAACAUAAGCUCAAAGGAGUUACCAAGCCCCGAUAUAUGGUUUGGCGAGAAACAAUUUCAUCCACAGCCACUUUAGGAUUUAGAAUCGAAGGUAUUCGAAGUGCAGAUGGCACCUCAACCAAGGAUUUUAAAACAACUAAAACCAAAGAGCAAGUUAUGGCUGCUUUCGAAAAGUUCACAGAUGGAUUUCCUCAUGCCAUACCCAAAUAUAUUCAGAGGUUGAAGGCUAUCAAAGCCACUUUGGAAACUUCAGCUUUCUUUAAUUCACAUGAGGUAAUUGGAAGUUCACUUCUUUUUGUUCACGAUCGAUUUAGUGCCAAUGUUUGGUUAAUAGAUUUCGCUAAGACAAUAAUUCUUCCUGAAAACAUGAAGAUAACCCACAACUCCAAAUGGAAAGUAGGUAACCACGAAGAUGGUUACUUAAUUGGCGUUAAUAACUUGAUUAAAAUUUUUAUGACUAUGCUGGAGCAGCAACCGAUAACUGUCAGUCCACCAUUAGCGUUGCAAGAUCCUCCAGAAGUGACUCAAACUCCGAUUGAGAAGACUUGACAGACAUCUAAUUGAGAAAUGCCAGAAGUUAAAAUACCCAGGAGGAGUAAUACUUUUGUUUAUAGCCGAUUCAUACUUCCGUAUUAAACAAUAAAAAGAAGUAAUUUGAGAGUAUUUUAAAAUUUUUAGAUUAGAAAUUCAAAUUUUGAAUUGUUUAUAAAAUUUUGUUAGUGUUUGGAUUCUAAUAUCAAUUGAGUAUGGAAAAUGUCGAAUUAAGGUUAUUGAGCCUUAAUAUUCUAUUGUAAAUAUUACAUUUAUUAUUUAUUAUUUAACUACUGAUAAUGUAUUUUAUCAAUUUGAGACGAUUCAUUGCACUUAUAUUUAUAUCAACUAUACAGACUAAUGAGUUUUGAAUAUCAUGUAAAAAAUGUAAUAAAAUCGUUUCAAAACUUGAA
Diorhabda sublineata is the source of this 2910-nucleotide messenger RNA. RefSeq lists its product as uncharacterized. Gene Ontology annotation, molecular function: inositol-1,4,5-trisphosphate 3-kinase activity; inositol tetrakisphosphate kinase activity. The transcript has 9 exons. Gene Ontology annotation, cellular component: nucleus; cytoplasm. Lineage: Eukaryota; Metazoa; Arthropoda; Insecta; Coleoptera; Chrysomelidae. The record is from RefSeq and is a predicted model, not a curated record. Gene Ontology annotation, biological process: inositol phosphate biosynthetic process. The coding region runs from base 242 to 2515 and encodes 757 amino acids.